This is a messenger RNA of Lepisosteus oculatus (spotted gar), 1791 nucleotides long. RefSeq names its product carbonyl reductase 1 (gene cbr1). The record is from RefSeq and is a predicted model, not a curated record. Gene Ontology annotation, molecular function: carbonyl reductase (NADPH) activity. NCBI's taxonomy places the organism in Eukaryota, Metazoa, Chordata, Actinopteri, Semionotiformes, Lepisosteidae.
UCGCGAGAGGGCAAGGACGUUGUUUCGCGCUCCACUUGCUUAUUACUUGUUUUCUACAGUCCUUUGCUGCUGUGCCUGUUUCUGUUGGCCAGGUGAGACUGCGGUGUUAUUGGCCAGGGUCGUAUCCUGGAGCUACAGAUUGGGUGCGACACCGGACAGUUCAGGACACUCGUGUUAGCAGAACCCUAACCCACUGGACCUCUGUAGAAGGAAGGGACUUACUAUUGGAGCUUUUGCUACACUUUCAUUCUAGCCUGUGUCUGGUCCUUCUAACCUGAGCUGCUCUUAACAAAUCAAACAGAAACAGGACCCUGAAGACAUGUCAACCCCCAGAGUGGCGGUGGUCACUGGCAGUAACAAGGGCAUUGGUUUUGCGGUGGUGCGAGCCCUCUGCAAGCAGUUCACGGGGGACGUGUACAUCACAGCCCGGGACGUGGGCCGGGGACAGGCAGCAGUGCAGAGCCUGAAGUCCGAGGGCCUGAACCCACUCUUCCACCAGCUGGACAUCACCGACCUCACCAGCAUUCGCACACUGAGAGAUUUCCUGAAGGAGAGAUACGGUGGGAUAGAUGUGCUCAUUAACAACGCUGGCAUCGCUUUCAAAGUGCAAGACACUACACCUUUCGGAAUUCAAGCGGAAGUAACCCUUAGAACAAAUUUCUUUGCGACCAGAGACAUUUGCAAUGAGAUUCUUCCCAUCGUUAAACCAGGGGGACGAGUGGUGAAUGUGUCCAGUAUUGCCGGGUCUAUGGCUCUGAAGCAGUGCAGCCCGGAGCUGCAGGCCCGGUUCCGAAGCGAUGACAUCACGGAGGAGGAGCUGGUGCGUCUCAUGGAGAGGUUUGUUGAGGAGGCCAAGAGCGGCGAGCACACCCAGCGAGGCUGGCCCAACUGGGGCUACGGGGUGUCCAAAACCGGGUUGACGGUCCUGUCCAGGAUCCAGGCCAGGAUGCUGCAGAAGGAGAGGCCGCAGGAUGGCAUUCUGCUCAAUGCUUGUUGCCCCGGAUGGGUGAGAACCGACAUGGCGGGACCGAAGGCCACAAAAUCGCCCGACGAGGGGGCCGUCACCCCCGUCUACCUGGCCCUCCUGCCCCCAGGUGCUGAUGGGCCACAUGGGGAGUUUGUCAGUGAGAAGCAGGUUCAGGCGUGGUGAGGGUGUCUGGGGAGGGAGGUGUCACCUUGAAACAGGGGGAGCACAGCUAACAAUGUCUCUGUCAGGAACCUCAAGGAUGGUCCUGUCAAUCAUCUGUGUAGUACAUACCCCUCAAUUAGAAUAAUAAUUAUAAUAAUUGCUUACACCUAUAUAGCACUUUUUCUGGACACUCCACUCAAAGGGGUUUACAGGUAAUGGGGACUCCCAUCCACCACCACCACCUGUAACACUUUACAAAGUAAGACAUUCAAGGAAACAUUUGACCAAAGCUUAUGAUUAGUGGUCUUCAACUGAAUCAUGGCUUCGUAGUCACUAUACUUUCUCUCUUAUUUUAGUGCCUUAUGAAGAUAGUGUUUACCACACUAUGCUAAACACUAAACACGUAAUUUUGAUACUCUAAAGGGAAUGUUAGAAGGGAUACAACCAUUAGUGGGCUGGUCUUAAAAGUGGAGCUUAUAUUUUUGGCCGAGAAUCAAAUGACAUUUAAAGUUGUCAGAAACAUAUAUGAGAAAAGUAGACACCUUUUGCUUGUAUGUAGUCAUAAAUAUAAAGCUCUUCAGUCCAUAAACAGAAAUUGGUUUAAUUUUGUUGCCUGUGAAGUGUACAUUUGAUUAAUAAAACAUUCUUACAACUCAAGAAAA